UCGAAUUCUUCACCACUGCAAAUUGUUGUCAUGGAGAUCUGUUAAAAAAAAAAAAAAGAAAGAAAAAAAAGCCACCGAGGGGAUGCGAUAUUUCUCUUACACGGUGAUUUCUCCUCGUUGGCCAAACAUCUAAAAUCCGGAGUGUGCAUGAAUAAAAAUGAGUGCAAAUUCUGCUAGAAUAUGCAUGCGUUGUAACUUCACACGGGAGCUGUUUAAAGUUGAGUUUUUAACAUAGAUACCCCUCAUACCCUCCCCAAGAGUGAUGUCAGCUGUAGGAUUUGGCGAGAGGGGGUGUGGGGGGAUCUAAAGAGUGCAUAACCAUGGAAAGGGGCUUGAACGCUCAAGAAUCUUGUCUUUCUGUUUGCCCCCUCAAUCGAGCGACACAAAGGCUGAAUUACUCAUUCAAACCUCGCAGGACAAAGGGAAAGGAGCUGGAUAGCACUCCUGCAUUUGUAGUCAAACAUUUAGAGACUUAAAUCGAGUCGUCAUGAAGGAGAAAGAGUCGGACAAAGCCCAUAGAAUUGCCAUCAGCAAACAUUUUCCUGUGUCAUAUUAUGGGGUCUCCAUGGCUCCCUCUGGCCCGCGGACAAUAGCACAAGUUUGCACACUCGAAUACUGUCACCCUGCCAACGGCAACAAGGGCCCAAAACAGGACAAUCCCCAGAGAAAGCAUGGGCUCCGCGGGGAAGGUUGCAAUAGAGGAGGAAAAGGGGACUUGUGAAAUGCUAAUUGAGCUUCAUCCCCUUAUUGAAGUGGGAAAAGAGUACCUAUCGUUCCAUUGAACCGCAGCAGCAGUGGAAUGAGAUGUGAGGAAACAGUUUGUCUGGGAGAACUCCAGAGGUCAUGCUCACGGACUGUGGCGGAGAAAGUUAGUGAACAGUGCCAGCUGGCAUGCCACUGUAGAAGAUACCCUCCCCUUCCUCCUCCGCCGCCUCCACCGCCUCCUCCGCGGCUACUGGGCACCACAGUGGUAGGGCCAAAAGUGCCCUUGAGGCCCUGGUGGAUGGAGAUGGACAUUAUAGUGCUUGGAACGGUGGGCUGUGCCUCAGUUGUCUUCCUCCUCUCAGCCAUCAUCAUCUGCUACAAGGCCAUCAAGAGGAAACCACUACGGAAAGAAGAGAACGGGACAAGUCGCGGGGAAUACGCCAUGAGUAUCCGUAACAAGAAAGCCAUGGGUACCAACAACACUGUGGUAUAGACUGUCUCCGGGUAGACGCAGGAAGUGACAUCACCAUUAUCGUCUCUCACCUUAACCCCAAAUACAACAAUCCCUUCUCACCCAGAAUGCAACAGGAUUUUACCCGAGGUUUUCAAAUAGGUAAACCUUUCCUUUUUGCUUGGCAUGUUGCCCGGACUGAAGACACCAUUCAGCUCAAGAGGGGCUGUAAAAAAAAGAUGGAAGGAAAAAAAAAUCAAGGCAGAAAGGACGAGGAGAGAAAGAUCCACAAACCCCCAUGGUGUUGAAAGUGGCACAGCAGGCUGAACAUUAUGCUCUUAGUAACAGCAAGUGUUGCUGACAGGCUGGUUGGCUGCUGGCUGGAGAGGGACUGUCUGCCAGUCUGCCGCAGAUCCAGACCUCACACACACUGUUGACAUCUGCAAUGGAACAACGGACAAUGAAGCAGCCCCACACUCCCAUGGGGCAGCUAGACAGGACAGCCAAUCACACACAAUAAAUAACAUGCAUGCAGUUUUUACAGAGAAUGCAACAUUUUUUAUAUUCCGAUGCUCACACUGUCCAUCUUUUGUUCUCCAUUUUUGAGACAGAUGCUUUGUGAGAGGCAUGAUUUGACUUUUGGUCCAGGCUCUGAGAUGUGGAUUCAUCUGACUAUGCAAUUUAAAGAAAUCCAUAUUUUAAAAAAAAAGAAAAAAAAAAGAGGAGCAACGACAUCAACAUGGGACGUUCUGGUUAUUUUACCAUGCCAAAAAUGCCACUGAAGACUUAGGCUCAAUGUAAUAUACUUCAAUCAUUCAUCUUCAUCAUUUAUUUGCUCUAUUUAUUUACUUAUCUACCUUUUGAAUUUAUUUUUCUACUUAAAAGGAAAAAAAAACUGUCUCGUACAUUCUUCACAUCUUGACAAAUCUUGACGAACGUCUUGAAGAAUUCAUUUUAUUUCUUGAUAGCUCUGGUUUUUUUUAAGUGGAUUAUUUAUAAAGCAUAUAAUUCAUUUGUGAUGCUCCGAUGCUUUAAGCCUGCUGUCAGUUUGUUGAGACACUGAUGCAGAAAACACGCUUGCUCUGCAAAGAGUUUUUGUAUCAGUUGCUUUGUCUCUGGUCGUUUGAUAUGCUUUUCUCUGUUUCCUUGAGACUUCAGCUAAAAAAAGUCAGGGGUCUCUAUGAUGUGCUAUGUGAAUGGGUGUUUUUCAAUCAUUAUUUCUGUGCAGCAUCAUAUGCCAGUCCCCAUUUUUAGUUUAUUCACUCAAUGCAAGCCCCCUAAAUCACAUCACACCUGUCAUCUGGUUAAAUCUUGUUGUUUCAAAGUCUUGGGGGUCAGCUAGAUGCCUUCAGACACGUUUUGUUUGGAUUUGACAAUCUUCAUUUUUCUAUCUGUCAAGAAGGGCUUAGCCCAUCACUAUAGAAACAGGGGACAUGAGCCCAGGGCUGACCUUGUGACUGGUGACAGACAGGAGACUUAGCCAAUAGCCAGAGAUCAGGUUGCACAGAGGAUGGCCUCAGCAAAGAUGUGUGUGUGACUCAGUGCUGUCACAGGCAUCCUCCACAUCCCCGCUGGAAAAAAAAAAAAAAACACAACCAAGCUGAACUAGAGCAUCACUCAACGCUGCUCUGCUUUUUUUUUUUUUUUUUUACAUUAAAUCUGUGUGUCUGUGUGUGCGUGCAUGCAUGUGUGUGUGUGUGUGUGUGUGUGAGUGUGUGUCUGUCUGUCUGUCUGUGAGUGUGCAUGCAGAUGAGUGUACUCAGUGAGAGUGGGCUGUACUCUGUGGCUGUCAGUUAAGUAUAGAUAUUGGCUAAACUGUUGAAAUUUGGAAAAACACAUGCUUGCAUCUAAACAUGCACAGGUAUUAGCUAACAAUAUACCCCACCAUGUACCUAUAUGAGAGAAAUGAUGGAUGCAUGAAUGUAAAUAUUGAUAUUUAAAUAUCUGCCUUCUGGACUGUUAAUUCAUGUACAGUGUAACAGAACAUAUGUUUAUACAUAGUAAAACUUAAACAAUGUGCUACCAUUUAGAAUUAUGUCAAUGUUGUCAUGUUGAUGGAGCAAGCCAUUAAUGUAUAUAUGGCAAUCAAUAGUACAUACACAAUUUAUGCAUUAUAUCAAACAGAUAGAAAGAUGUGCAUAAGUUGAUUUCAUUGCUGAGUUUUUCAGUUGUAAAUAAAACUGUACAUAACAACAGA
Thunnus maccoyii (southern bluefin tuna) is the source of this 3353-nucleotide messenger RNA. It is a transcript of the gene prima1, whose product is annotated as proline rich membrane anchor 1. The transcript has 4 exons. Lineage: Eukaryota; Metazoa; Chordata; Actinopteri; Scombriformes; Scombridae. The coding region runs from base 800 to 1198 and encodes 132 amino acids. The record is from RefSeq and is a predicted model, not a curated record.